AUGGAAGAAGACUUGAGGAUGGAGGCCGUCAUGUCAGAUGACUGCUGGGAUGCAGCGAUAUUCGAUUCGCCAACAGGCUGGGCUCGUGCCGUCACGGAGCCCCCUCCGGGUCCUGCGCAGCCUCUGGCAGACCUCAAACCCAAGCAGCAGAAGGGCUUGCAGUGGCGGCGUCGAAUGGCCAACAAGCUCGUGCUUGAACACACCAGGUCGAAGCUGGAGAUGGAGCGACAAGAGAUGGCGUUGAAUGCCUCUCUCAGGGACCUCUACGAUGUCCAGGAAUCGGUCGGGCAAGGGUGCAUGGGCGUCGUGCACAAGGGCAGGCGGAAAUCCGACGGAAAGGAGGUGGCCUUGAAGAUGCUGCGAGUGGAUGACGAGGAGAUGGGGCAGAUUGUCAAAAGAGAGUAUGAGACCUUGACCUCUCUCAACCACCCGUAUAUCAUCAAGGCACUCGACUACCUCUCUGAGUGUGGACAAGCGGUCAUCGUCUUGGAGUACUUCCAUGGCGAGACUUUGACCAGGGCAGUUCGAACAUCUAGUGUAAAGACCGGACUUCUCACGGAAGGGAGAGCACGCCGUAUCUUCCAGAUGCUGGUUAGCGCCGUGGAGUACCUCCAUGCCCGACAUAUCAUCCACAGGGACAUCAAGGGCGACAAUGUGCUGGUAAGUGCAAACUUCGAUGACCUGCGACUGAUUGACUUCAAUGUGGCGGGAAGGCUGCUUGAAGGGGAUUCCCUCACAGUGACCGGGACUCAGGAGUAUUGGCCGCCAGAACUCUUCCGAGACGUGACCGCCCGGAGUAUAUGGGAAAGUUCCAGUGUGGCAGGAAAAGCUGGCGACAUUUGGUCGGCAGGACUUUGCCUGCACCUUCUGAUCACUGGCCAGCUUCCAAAACGGGCUGCAGACUUCAAAAACGCGGAUGCCUUCAAGGAAGCCGUCGCCACGAAGCCAGUCACCUGCCAGGAUGCCUGCUGGAAAGAGAUUUCAAUUCCUGGAAGAGACGUCCUCCAGCGAUGCAUGCAGAUGGAGCCACAGCUGCGCCCCACAGCCGAGGAUCUGUUGGGAGAGCGAUGGUUUCAAGAAGCCUUGGGCGUCGGUGCAACCUGCCUUUAUGAAGCCCACUCCCGGACCAGCGAUCGCCAGGCCAUGGAAGCUGCUGCAGGUAAGAAGACCAUCAACGGCAAGGACGGCAAAGAGGAUGCAGCCCUGGUGAGGGCCGCCUUGUCGCCCACCGCUAGUGGUGCUGACACGUCUGCUACCAGCGCAACAAGUGCAACAAGCGCAACCACCACAACUUCAUACCCGAGAAUGACUGCACCACCGCAGAUUCUCGGAUCGGCCACGGAACACCUGAUGAAGAAGCAACCUCACACUACGACGGCCGCUUUUGGUGAUGCCCCACGGCGAAGUACGUCUUUGAGUCUGUUGGGGGCUUCUGACCGGCCGCUACUGGCGGAGCAGUGGGCGCGCAGGAAGGACUCCCAAGGCCCUCCUCCCAAGGAGCAGUUCCUGAAUUUCAAGAUGAAGAACUUGGCCGAGAACGAUGCCAAGAAGAUGUUGGUGGAGGUCGUUUUUCAGGAGAAGAGCCAAAGACCGGCCACGACCCUCGAGCUGGCAAGUUACGACAAGGAGGAGCAGCAAGCAGCUUGGUCUCUUGCGGUCCCUACCGCGGACUUGACCCCUGGCAUCCAUUUCUUCCACUUUCGUGUCAACGGGGUCUUCGUCGUUUCCUGCGAGCACAUGCGGCUUGGUCGGUGGAAUGCAAUGCAUGUAAGUGAUCCAAUUCGUCGCUACUUGUUGGCCCGAGACAGCAAGGGUCAGCUAUCAGAGGAUGCGCCGAUUGUCGAGAAGACACGCUCCAAGAAGAUUGGUGACAUGGCCAUGGAUUCCUGUGUGGGCUCCGGGUCAACAGCAGACGUGGUUGGCCUGCAGGAACUUGGUGGCCAAAACAACAUCGCUCGCCCAUACAGCGUGUGUGGGAAUUUGGUUGGUAAUGCUGAUUCAGAUGACGAGGCAGCUGGUCAGGACAGCGGCAACUCGUUCAGCCCUUUUGCGAAAGAGGUUUACGAAGGAUUGUUUGAUCGGGAGCUCAUGCUCCGUUUGGAUGGGGUCGUCCUCCCCGAGGCUCCGGCACCCCCUGCAGGGAAGGAACCGCUCGAUGAAGGAUCCGAACUGCGCUUGUGGGCCGGCGCGCACUUGAUCAAGAAAGCUCACGGUGCUUGUGAAGACGCAUAUUUUGUUGAUCCACAUGGCAUGGGUGUGGCUGAUGGAGUCGGCUGCAUGGUGCAAUUUGCCAGCUACGGGAUCAAUGCUGCCCAGUAUGCAGCAGAGUUGAUGGAGUUCUCCAGCACCGCUCUGAAGCCCGACGGCUUGGCGUCCGAAGGCAAAAUUCGUGACGAUGUUGCAGAGCGUGCUGCUACAGCGUUGGCACACGGUGAGUCUCAUGCGGCGGCGUACGGCGCCUCGACGGUUGCCGUGCUCUGCCAGCAAGGAAACCAGAUUGGAGUCGCUAACCUUGGCGACUCGGGCUUUAUGCUACUGCGCAAGGGCCCUCAUGGAAUGAAUAUCAUCAUGAAGUCGGAGGAACAACAGCACAGCUGGAAUUGUCCGUAUCAGCUCACUCGCUUGCCCAAGGCGUUGCUGAACCGCUUUCCAAAGCUGCAGCUGGACAAAGCUAGCGAUUGUGAGCGCUACACAGUCGAAAUCAAGGAGGGCGACCUUGUGCUCAUGUUCUCGGAUGGGCUCCGUGACAACCUCCAUGACCGGGAGGUGCUCAGCAUCGUAGAUCGAGCGCUGCCGCCAGCUCAGGCCGACAUGCUGGGGCUGCUGGACCGUUGCACGCCGCCGGAGACCAUCGCCAAAGCGUUGGCUUUGGCCGCCCAAGAAAGGUCCAUGGACCCGACAGCCAAGGUGCCCUUCGUGGAAUAUUCGAAGCGACAUGGUUUCGAAUGCCUGGGCGGGAAACAGGACGACAUCACCGUGGUGGCCUCCUGGGCCGGAACCUCGAGAAAGCCUUAG
This is a messenger RNA of Symbiodinium sp. CCMP2592, 3015 nucleotides long. The record is from the annotation of a GenBank genome assembly. Lineage: Eukaryota; Dinophyceae; Suessiales; Symbiodiniaceae.